Colletotrichum spaethianum is the source of this 888-nucleotide messenger RNA. Its product is annotated as polyketide transferase FFUJ_12241. Lineage: Eukaryota; Fungi; Ascomycota; Sordariomycetes; Glomerellales; Glomerellaceae. Bases 1 to 888 code for a protein of 295 amino acids. The transcript has 4 exons. The record is from RefSeq and is a predicted model, not a curated record.
AUGGCGGACUCGGCCCCACCUCGCCUCGAUGCUGAUAUCAAAACUCUCGACGGCAUUACCCUGCGCGGAUGGCUGUUUCCUGCCGCCUCGCGUGGUCCGGCCAUGAUAAUGACGCCUGGGUUCAACUUUCCCAAGGAUGCCAACCUGCCCGACAUUGCAAGGUGGUUUCAAGAACACGGCAUCACCAUUCUUCUCUAUGAUCCGCGCGGUAUAGGCGCCAGCGAAGGAGAGCCCAGAAAUGAGGUCGACCCUCGUCAGCAGAUUGAGGACCUCCAUGACGCCGUGACCUGGAUCAAGCAACAUCCUCUGGUCGACGAGACCAAGAUCGCACUGUGGGGUUUAUGUUGGGGAGGGAACGUCACCCUUGCGGCGACCGCAUUUGACAAGCGUGUGGCGGCCACCAUAGCCAUGGCACCCAUGAUCAACACGGACGGUAGCCCCGAGAGGCGCAAGCCUCUGCUGGAGCUCGCCAUGCACGACCGGACGAGCCAGCUGCUGGAGGGCCAGAGCCCCAUGUACCUGCCCUACAUUGACGAGGAUGGCAACAUGCCCAACGGGCAGGAGAUGGCGCCCGAGAUCAUCCCCGCGCUCGACCGGCUUGGCAUCGCCCUCGAGAACCGCAUAUCGGUGCAGACGUACUACAAGUGCCUGGCGUGGAACCUGCUCCACGUCGUCAAGUACGUCGCCCCCACGCCCGCCAUGAUGGUCACGCCCGAGCUCGACGAGACGAGUCCCCUAGAUAGUCAGCUUCAUUGCUUCACCCAGAUGGGGUACCCCAAGGAGUUGGAUAUCUUGAAGGGAAGUGGUCAUUUGGACUGGAUGUUCAAGGAUUUAGAGCAGAUUUUGCGCAGGCAGUUUGAAUUUCUGAAGAAAUACAUGGAGUUCUGA